UGGAAAGAUAGCACGAUGCAGGCCGUGUAUUAUAGAAUAGGCCAUGGUAAAAAAAUUACAUUUCAUUGGUUCAGUUUCCUGUUACAUGGAUGUCGAGGCAAUUCAUCUUAAACGACCUUCUUCUGCAAUUUAAUUAAAUAAUAGCACUUGUUAAUGAAAAUGACUGCGACAGCUGAUUUUUUGAAAGGAUUACCCUGUUACAAUGAGAAUAACUUCACACGAUUCCAUAGCGAUGCUUCAUCAAAAGUCUCCGUCAAGCGGCCAUCCGUUUACCUACCGACAAAGGAAUAUCCUUCAGAACAGAUUAUUGUAACUGAGAAAACAAAUAUUUUGCUGAGAUACCUUCAUCAGCAAUGGGAGAGAAAAAAUAAGAAACGAGAAAGUGCCAAUGAAGUUGAAGAAGGAGGCUCAGCAAAGAAGAGACCACGCCUGGAUACAAGUGUUUAAGCAACUUACUGCUUGCUCAUUUAAGUGUUGAAUAUAUAAUUUCAUAUUGGAAGCCAUAUCGAAGAAUUGGAACAGGAAUGAAAGGAUUCCAGUAAAUUUUCAAUUGAUACCUGUUUUGUUCGUUAUAAUGAUUGUGGUUAGAUGAAAAACAACCACCAACUCAUGCUGAAGUAGGGCAUAUCUUUGAAUGUGUUGCUCUGUGGUCAUAACUAUAAUAAAUGACUCUCACUUUA
Molecule: messenger RNA, 680 nt
Organism: Daphnia magna
Lineage: Eukaryota; Metazoa; Arthropoda; Branchiopoda; Diplostraca; Daphniidae
Product: DET1- and DDB1-associated protein 1
Exons: 4
Coding region: 154-447 (97 amino acids)
Biological process (GO): positive regulation of proteasomal ubiquitin-dependent protein catabolic process
Cellular component (GO): Cul4-RING E3 ubiquitin ligase complex
Source: RefSeq, a predicted model, not a curated record